Messenger RNA from Diachasmimorpha longicaudata, 2186 nucleotides. It is a transcript of the gene Pnn, whose product is annotated as pinin. Bases 160 to 1305 code for a protein of 381 amino acids. Lineage: Eukaryota; Metazoa; Arthropoda; Insecta; Hymenoptera; Braconidae. Gene Ontology annotation, cellular component: catalytic step 2 spliceosome. The record is from RefSeq and is a predicted model, not a curated record. The transcript has 4 exons.
CCUCUGCAGUUUGACGUGAUUGACGAUCCCAAAAUGGCUGCCCGCUAACAACAAUAAUUCCGGUAUUAUUACUCGUUUGUUGACUGAAGAAUUGAAUUAUUGAGGCAGUUAAACCGAUUGAGUGAAUUAAGUAAUAAAAAAAUAUCGUUUAUAUUCACAAUGAGACGUCUCGACUCGAAGGAAUAUGGCUCUGAGAGGCUGGAGGCUGAACUAGAGGCAGCCCGGGAUGGUCUCAGGUGUUUGGAUAAAGAUAUUAGAAAAAUUCUUGGUCGCGAUCUUCCUGAAGGCGAAAAUGCACCCACGCAGCUGUCCUCCAGGAUUGUCUCGAAGCGUCCACUUCAAGAAGAUCGCAAAAGGAACACAGAUCACUUGAGUAACGAUCAAGGAGGAAAACGUCGUUGGCAAGGACCAAAUAAUGAACCCAAGACUGUUUUCAGUCGAUUAAGUGCAAGAGUACCCUCUAAUCCUGAUGACUCUGGUGACGAUGAUGAUGGCAGUGUAAGGCCAGCUGUAUCCUCACGAGUUAUUGCCACACCACGUGAGGUGCCAUCGCGUCAGGAUGUUAUCAGACGUGAAAAUGUCGAUGAGAGGAGUCGACAGAGGAAUAAACGAAUGUUCGGGGCACUCCUAGGAACUUUACAGAAAUUCAGACAAGAGGAGACCAAACUCAAGGCUAAGGAAGACAAAAAGGCUGAAGUUGAGGCGCGAGUGGAGGAGGCGAAACGACGCGAGAAAGAGGAAUUGAGACGUGAGAGACAACAACUUUUUCUGUCACGUAAACGUCAAUUGGCUGAAGUGAAAGCAUUGGAGGCCAAAUUGGCGCGUAGCAAGCAAUUCCAAGAGUGGCGCUCUUCACAGCUACCUCUUGCCAAUUUCAUUCGAACACGUGCACAACCACCUAUUUAUUAUUUACCAAAACGCAAACAUCCUCGUACUGAUGCUUUACUGGAGGAAUGUGCUAAGGAAUUUCACGAGGAAGUUGAACGGAGAGAAAAGGUAGUAAUGGAAGAACUUGAAAUAAUAGAAUUCCAAGUAAACAAUAAUAAGCCCCAGCACCAAGUGGAUGAUUUGCCAAAUCAACCCCAAAUAACAGAGACUUCCCAGCCAAUGGAGGAAGGAGUGGAAAAUUGUGAUCCUAAUCCUGAACAUCUCGCUGAGGAGUCUGCUGAUGUGGAAAUUAGCACGAUAAUCUCACCUAUAACUGGAGUGACAGAAAAACAAUCAAUCGAAUAUGUAAACGAGGAAAUGGUGACUGAUAUCGAAGUUCCCGAGGAGGACCUUGUAAAGAAUGAAAAUCACGGUUAAUAAUCAAGACAUUGCUCUUCGGAGCAUUUCUUUUUGGGUUUGUAUAUAUAAUAUAAAACAGAAAGAAAGAAAUGCUAAAAAAAUAGGAAGAAGAAUUUUUAUCAUGAAUUUUUUUGAAAAAUUUCUACCUUCGCCAGAACUUGAUUAUUUUCUGUUUCGUCUGUGUACAAUCAGUGUCAUUGGAAUAACACGUAAAUAACUUGCUGUUCGGCUGUUGCGUGAUAGUCAGUUAGUUAUUUUCUCCUAUUGAUAAUCAUCAUGUUUCAUCUUCAUAAAAAAAUUGUUUACUAGUGGACGGACAACGGGAAGGGAGUCUCUCGGAGGAAGUGGAGAAUUUCGUGAUAUUGUCAUAACAUCUCGAAUGAUUAUUAUGAAAUUUUCAGACAGGGCAAAGGAGGAGAUUGAAUUUUUCAUGGAUUUUACUGGCAAUUUUAUCGAGAAAAUGAUGGUGUCAUGUGCUUGAAAGUACAAGACAACAAAAUUCACGAAGAAUAAUUCAAUUUUUGCACAUUACCAAUGUUUGAAAAGCACCACAGUCUAAUUUGACUACGUUGAGAAUUUUUCCUAUGUUAAAUAUUCGAAUGAUCUCGACAAUCGAUCUGUUUAAAUACUGAUCAAUUGUCCCAAAAUCACAAAAUUUGUGCAAAAAAAAUUCUCCGACAUUUUCUUCCAAAAACUCGAAAGGUAAUUGAAAAAUAAUGCCUGAUAAAAUUUUUUAACUUGUGAUUACUAUUCCUUCACCCUAUCUACUCAGUUAGUAUGCAUUUUUUAGUGCGUCAUUAAUGAUUUAAUUAUUUAAAUCAUUGAAUAUGGAAAUCGUCUCACGUAUUUUUUUUUCAGUUGUUCCAACAGUCGUAAAAUAAACGUCAGCAAAAAGUUAA